AUGGCCGAGCACACACCCGCCCCUACACCUUCCCGUGCUAUUUAUGGAUUUUGUUUGUUCCUGCUGUUCAAAACGUUGUUUAUUUUGUACGUACUCUGGGCAUUUAUCCCCACUUCGACCCUGGAUGGCUUGGGAUUGACAUACCUUCCGGAUAAGUACUUUGCCCUGUUCAUACCGAUCCAGGUGCUGGUGGGGGUGACGUUUUUUGCCUUCUUGGUCUACCCGUCUCUGUCCCUUGCCAUGGUACCGGAUGUGGAUUCGGUCAGCACCAUCACAGACCGCUACAGCAUCGUCCGCUGCCAGUACCAGUAUCCGGAUCGGCAACGAUGCAACCAGAAAAUCGACGGCGUUUAUCGGGACAGCUGGGCCGUGAAGCCGUACUGCUCGAAGCAUUCGAUCCGGGUGACGACGGCUAGCGACUUACGGAGUAGCGUUAGGAUCUCGAACUACUGCGACUGCCCGGAGGAGGAGCGCUGCUUGCUGCGGAAGGAUCCGGGCCACUUGGCUCGGCUGCGUGCCAAGCAGAUGGUACCGGCGGUGGCCGAUUUGAAUCUAGGGGAGGUAAGUCGGGUGCUGUACCGAAAGCGAAGACGAUGAACGGAUCAAACGAUAUUGAUACAAUUUAUGGAAAACAAAUCCCUGAUUUUUUGUAACAGUUUCAAUCUAAAUAAAAUAAAAAUAUUCAUAAACUGGUACCAAUCUAAUUCAAAA
This is a messenger RNA of Armigeres subalbatus, 711 nucleotides long. RefSeq names its product phosphatidylinositol N-acetylglucosaminyltransferase subunit P-like. The record is from RefSeq and is a predicted model, not a curated record. Gene Ontology annotation, cellular component: endoplasmic reticulum. Gene Ontology annotation, biological process: GPI anchor biosynthetic process. The transcript has a single exon. Bases 1 to 597 code for a protein of 198 amino acids. NCBI's taxonomy places the organism in Eukaryota, Metazoa, Arthropoda, Insecta, Diptera, Culicidae.